Molecule: messenger RNA, 4867 nt
Organism: Gymnogyps californianus (California condor)
Lineage: Eukaryota; Metazoa; Chordata; Aves; Accipitriformes; Cathartidae
Product: protein argonaute-3
Exons: 19
Coding region: 51-2633 (860 amino acids)
Biological process (GO): regulation of stem cell proliferation; regulatory ncRNA-mediated gene silencing
Molecular function (GO): RNA binding; protein binding
Source: RefSeq, a predicted model, not a curated record
GGCUCAGCGGCGGAGCCCGCAGCCCCGAGCGGCUGCGCCCAGCUCCAUGAAUGGAAAUCGGCAGCGCAGGACCCGUCGGGGCACAGCCCCUACUCAUGGUGCCCAGACGUCCUGGCUAUGGCACCAUGGGCAAACCCAUUAAACUGCUGGCCAACUGCUUCCAAGUUGAAAUCCCAAAGAUUGAUGUCUACCUCUAUGAGGUGGAUAUCAAACCAGAUAAGUGUCCUCGGAGGGUGAACAGGGAGGUGGUGGACUCAAUGGUGCAGCAUUUUAAAGUGACAAUAUUUGGGGACCGUAGACCGGUUUAUGAUGGGAAAAGAAGCCUCUAUACAGCCAAUCCGCUCCCUGUGGCCACUACUGGGGUGGAUUUGGAUGUGACAUUACCAGGAGAAGGUGGAAAAGAUCGUCCCUUCAAAGUGUCAAUAAAGUUUGUUUCUCGGGUGAGCUGGCACUUGCUGCAUGAAGUUUUGACAGGAAGAACCUUGCCUGAGCCUCUGGAACUAGACAAACCUAUCAGCACUAACCCUGUUCAUGCUGUCGAUGUGGUGCUACGACACCUACCCUCCAUGAAGUAUACCCCUGUGGGCCGCUCAUUUUUCUCAGCUCCAGAAGGCUAUGAUCACCCCUUGGGUGGGGGUAGGGAGGUCUGGUUUGGAUUCCAUCAGUCUGUUCGGCCUGCCAUGUGGAAGAUGAUGCUCAAUAUUGAUGUUUCUGCCACUGCCUUCUACAAAGCACAACCUGUAAUUCAGUUUAUGUGUGAAGUUCUUGACAUUCAUAAUAUUGAUGAACAACCAAGACCUCUGACUGAUUCUCAUCGGGUAAAAUUCACCAAAGAGAUAAAGGGUCUAAAGGUAGAAGUGACUCACUGUGGAACGAUGAGAAGGAAAUACCGUGUUUGUAAUGUAACAAGAAGGCCUGCAAGUCAUCAAACCUUUCCUUUACAGUUAGAAAAUGGCCAGACUGUGGAGAGAACAGUAGCACAGUAUUUCAGAGAGAAAUACAACCUCCAGCUGAAAUACCCUCAUCUUCCUUGCCUACAAGUGGGACAAGAACAGAAACACACCUACCUGCCUUUAGAAGUAUGUAACAUUGUAGCUGGCCAGCGGUGUAUCAAGAAGCUAACGGACAAUCAGACAUCGACUAUGAUAAAGGCCACAGCGAGAUCUGCUCCAGAUAGGCAAGAGGAAAUAAGCAGAUUGGUGAGAAGUGCAAAUUAUGAUGCAGAUCCAUUUGUUCAAGAGUUCCAGUUCAAAGUCCGGGAUGAGAUGGCCCAUGUGACAGGACGCGUGCUCCCAGCUCCAAUGUUGCAGUAUGGAGGACGGAAUCGAACAGUGGCAACCCCAAGCCAUGGAGUGUGGGACAUGCGAGGGAAGCAGUUUCAUACUGGUGUUGAGAUCAAAAUGUGGGCUAUAGCUUGCUUUGCAACACAGAGACAAUGCAGAGAAGAAAUACUGAAGGGUUUCACAGACCAGCUGCGCAAGAUCUCCAAAGAUGCAGGGAUGCCGAUCCAAGGCCAGCCCUGUUUCUGUAAAUACGCCCAGGGUGCAGACAGUGUGGAGCCCAUGUUUCGACACCUCAAGAACACCUAUUCAGGGCUUCAGCUCAUCAUUGUCAUCCUGCCAGGGAAAACGCCGGUGUAUGCGGAGGUGAAACGCGUGGGAGAUACGCUGUUGGGAAUGGCCACACAGUGUGUUCAAGUCAAGAAUGUCAUUAAAACAUCUCCACAGACCCUAUCAAAUCUGUGCCUGAAGAUUAAUGUUAAACUAGGAGGAAUCAACAACAUCCUUGUACCUCAUCAACGACCUUCUGUGUUCCAGCAGCCAGUGAUCUUUUUGGGAGCCGAUGUCACUCACCCUCCUGCUGGAGAUGGAAAGAAGCCUUCCAUAGCUGCUGUUGUAGGUAGUAUGGAUGCUCAUCCAAGCCGGUACUGUGCCACGGUGAGAGUUCAGCGACCCCGGCAGGAAAUCAUCCAAGAUCUAGCCUCCAUGGUGAGAGAGCUUCUCAUCCAGUUCUACAAGUCAACACGGUUCAAGCCCACGCGUAUCAUCUUCUAUAGGGACGGGGUCUCUGAAGGACAGUUUCGACAGGUUUUGUAUUAUGAACUGCUAGCCAUUAGAGAAGCCUGCAUCAGUUUGGAGAAAGAUUACCAGCCUGGAAUAACCUAUAUUGUGGUGCAGAAGCGACAUCAUACACGAUUGUUCUGUGCUGACAGAACAGAAAGGGUUGGACGAAGUGGCAAUAUUCCAGCUGGAACAACCGUGGAUACGGACAUUACACAUCCAUAUGAGUUUGAUUUUUACCUCUGUAGCCAUGCUGGAAUACAGGGUACCAGCCGUCCCUCACACUAUCAUGUUUUGUGGGAUGAUAACUGUUUUACUGCAGAUGAACUUCAGCUGCUGACUUACCAGCUCUGCCACACAUACGUGCGCUGUACACGAUCGGUUUCUAUACCUGCACCAGCGUAUUAUGCUCAUCUGGUAGCAUUCAGAGCACGAUACCAUCUUGUGGACAAAGAACAUGACAGUGCUGAAGGAAGCCAUGUUUCAGGACAAAGCAAUGGGAGAGAUCCGCAGGCCCUCGCGAAGGCUGUACAAAUUCACCAAGACACCUUACGCACGAUGUACUUCGCUUAAGUCAAUAAAAUGGGAGCAUACUCACUGAAAGGAAGAACUGAAAAAUUAAGCCACAUACAAUGUAUGUUUCCAGUGGGGUUGGUUUAUGGGGUGUGCCUCCGAUCAUGCUGAAGUUGACACUGUGCAGGGGCGAGAGGCUAACCCUUAAAUUGACACAAGGAAGAUUGUUUACUUCAUCGAGGAACACAGCACUAUUAUGCAAUACGAAACCAGCCAACUGCUUUUUUGGCGCAGAAGCACCGCCAUCAUAUUUUUUUUUUAAUUUCUUGUAGUUUAACCCUCUUAUGCCUUUACCUCAAGUUGCUCGGCAGCACAACUAUCUUUGCAAAAAAAAAAAUAAUAAAAAAAUCGAUGGUGUAAUUUAAAAAAAAAAAAGCAAACCACCUUUACAGGAACAAUCACAGUGAUUGUUUGGGAGAGGGAAGUGUGCAAAAAAAAAAAAGAUUAAGUUUUUGACCCCACUGCAUUGAGGAAUCUUUCUCUCAAUAUUGCCAUCAAGCAUUCGAAUGUGAACAUAUCCAAGUACAUUUGAAUGUACAGCACUAGCUAGAAAAAAUUGAGGGGAGGGAAGAUGUUUUGCACACUAAUCCAAUAAUUUGAUCAUAAUUUAGCCAACUGCUGCCUUUGUGUCUUUCUUCACAGCUUUGGAGUUCUCAGCUCCAAUAGUUCCCUUUUAAAACGCGAAGAAGCUAGUGGUAUUAUGUGCAGGCAGUAGUGAUCCAAACUCUUCUUGCUCCCUGGUGAAUUUACUAAAGCUGCUGUUUUACCUAGUCCAAAAGUUUCAAUUAUUUUCUAUCUGGCAAGUCAAAUAUGUUGAAGCUUCACAUGAGAUCAGAUGUCUCACGUUUUAUGGGAUUACAUAUAGUAAACACCAGAACUGAAACUUUAGAGCUAAGGUCUUUUUGGAAAAAAGAAAAAUGCUAGUUUACUUGCUGCCUCUCACACCUUAAUGUGAUUUCAUAUGUAUGUGUUUUUGAAGUUUAGCUUCCUUUUGUUUCUUUUAUAUUUAUUAGAGUAAUAAUAAUGCUUUAAUUUAAUUAUUACAGAACAUAUGGUCAACAUCAACUUUUAUUUUUUAGAAAUGUAACCAUGUUUAUUUUUUAAAAACUGACAACUUGUUUUGCUAUCUUUUAGUGCAAUAAGCGUUCUAAAGAAAAACUGUGUCCAUUGAGCUGUACUAAAGCAGUGUUUGUACCACUAACUGUGGAAGAAUGGACACCUCCAUGAUUUUAAAAGGACAAAGCAAAAGCCUUAAUUUUGAAAGGAAAGUUUUAUAGUCAGAAGGAAUCUUGAAUUUUCCUUUUUUAAAUCAAAAAAAUAGCAAAAAUGCUUCUAGAAUUCUGCAAGCUUUACUUGUCACUGCAGUGUUUUGAUUUAACAAAGGAAUUGGCCGUAUUUUUGGCUUUGAAAUGUGGAGGAUAUUUGAAUUAAUGGAAAGGGUUUUUUAUUAAGAUCUAAGUUUUUACAUGCUUAGUUAAAUCUAUCUGACAUCAGUAAAAUGUCUGGAAUUAAUAAAAGUUUUUAGGCUUUUUUCCUCUUUGAUAAUGACUUUCCUUUUAAAAUUAAGUUAUUGGUAACUUCAUUUCACUUUGCAAAUAAAGAGGGCUGGGAUAGUUCUAACAUGUUAAAUCACUGAAAUGUGAAACAAAUUAAUGGGACUCUUUCAUUCCACUUUAAAGGUAAGACAAUAUUUAAGAUGUCAGAGAUGAGCAUUUAUUCAGUGAGGGGACUGGGGAGUUUUGCACUUUGUAAACUCGUGAACUGCAUUUUUGACUGUUUUUAUUUGCACUGGUUCAUAGUAUAUAUACUGCAGAUCGUUUGUAUGGGCAUUGCUGUUAUCCCAGCCCUUCUGAACUCCACCUGCUCUCCACAUGAAAACCAGUGGGUUGGUAUAAGUAAGCUUAUCUCCUGUCAUUCUCAUGAAAUCCGCUGUUUGACAAGAUACUGUAUUUUGAGCCUAAAAUCUGAGCCCGUUUUGCUUCAACAGGCACGAAUCUCCCCCAUUUUCUCUGCCAGAAAACAAAGUACUGUAUUUUGUGCAUUUGUAUAUUGUAUUGAAAUGUAUGUAGUGCUGUUCACAACACUGUCUCAAAGAGCUUUACUCAACAGUUAGUGUAUAUACAUACUUUAUCUCCCAAUACCAAGGAAGAUAAUGUAAAAAGACUAACUUUGCAAAGUUAAAAUUGCACUGGAAAUAGUUGUGACGGUGGGCAGUUGGCUAGUGGCUUGGGGGU